GCCUGGGCGCCAUGUCCCGCUACACGCGGCCUCCCAACACGUCGCUGUUCGUCAGGAACGUGGCGGAUGCCACCAGGCCUGAGGAUUUGCGCCGUGAGUUUGGUCGGUAUGGCCCUGUAGUAGACGUAUACGUUCCGCUUGACUUCUACACAAGACGCCCAAGAGGAUUUGCUUAUAUACAGUUUGAAGAUGUUCGUGAUGCAGAAGAUGCUCUGUAUAACCUCAAUAGAAAGUGGGUAUGUGGCCGGCAAAUUGAAAUACAGUUUGCACAAGGUGAUCGCAAAACACCAAAUCAGAUGAAAUCAAAAGAACGGCGGCAGUGUUCUCCAAUGGAUUACAGAAGAUCACGAAGUCAUAGCCGAAGAAGGACGCGUAGCAGAAGUUCUUCGUGGGGAUGGAGCAGGAGACACUCUGAUAGUUUUAAAGAGUCAAGGCGUAGACGACAUUCUUACAGCCAAUCUAAGUCUCGUUCAAAAUCUCUUCCAAGGCAUUCCAGCUCACCAAGACGAUCUGUCACACCCCAGAGAAAUUCUGGUUCCAGAGGGAGAUCGCGGUCAAAGUCAACUCAGAGAAGCUCAAAAUACGCAGAAAAAUCACCAUCGAGUUCCCAUCGAAGACGGUCCAAUUCAAGAACAAAGUCACGAUCACAUCCUAAACGUUCGGGCUCACCUACCAGGUCCCUGUCUAAAUCUCCACGGAAGCAUGUUAAUUCAAGUUCUCGUUCACAUUCUAGGAGUUUCUAUCAGAGAAAUAGUAACCAGUCAGUAUCUGAAGAAGAUUAAUUUUGCUAUUUCUUUAACACAGACAUAAUGAGCACAAAAAAAGUAGAAAAAACAUUGUCCAAAG
Euleptes europaea (tarantolino) is the source of this 846-nucleotide messenger RNA. RefSeq names its product serine and arginine rich splicing factor 12 (gene SRSF12). The record is from RefSeq and is a predicted model, not a curated record. Gene Ontology annotation, molecular function: RNA binding. Lineage: Eukaryota; Metazoa; Chordata; Lepidosauria; Squamata; Sphaerodactylidae. The transcript has 5 exons. Bases 12 to 782 code for a protein of 256 amino acids.